Drosophila erecta is the source of this 804-nucleotide messenger RNA. RefSeq lists its product as uncharacterized. The transcript has 5 exons. The coding region runs from base 1 to 804 and encodes 267 amino acids. NCBI's taxonomy places the organism in Eukaryota, Metazoa, Arthropoda, Insecta, Diptera, Drosophilidae. The record is from RefSeq and is a predicted model, not a curated record.
AUGGCGUCGUCUAAUAAACCACCUCCAGUUCCACCUCGUCCUGCCAAUUUGCCGCGCCCCACUAUGCUGCGUUCUGAGCCCUAUGAAAGUCAGAGAUCCUCCAGAUGCAGAUAUAUAGUUUUGGUGUAUCUUCUAGUCGUAGUAAUACUACUGCUUGCCUUGGUUCAAUGGGAACUUGUGUCAUACUAUAAACCAUUGACAGAUCUCUUUUUGGCCAAGUACUGGAUUAGCGUAUCAUGCAUGGGGAUCUCAGUUCCACUUUUGGCCACAUUCCUGCUUAUACAGCAAAUUCGAUAUUUACCAAUUCUUGGAUGGUUGCUAAUGUGCUCCUUGGCUGCUUACUGUCAUGCACUCAGCUUUUUGAUUUACUUUACCAUAACUGCAAUUCUGGUGAUCGUCUUUGUGCUAAUUGGAUCCUUUAUUCCCUGCGACCUAACUGCUAAUGUGGCUAUGUUGUUCAUAUUUACCAUAUACCAUGCUCAACUAAUCCGAGGUUGGCGGUAUGCAGAACUAUAUGCCACCGAUGGACUCUUUGCCGUGAUCGUCAUUUUCUGUCACUUCUGCAUUAUCCUGAUGCUUUUCUGCUUUUUGGAUUGGUCACAAGCUAACGAACUUGAUGAUACUGAUUCUUCUUCAGCAGCUUACAGGGCUCUGUGGCCAUUGGUCUCCUCAGCUGUCACUGAAAAUGAUUUUUUGGGUCAGACCACUCAGGACAUCAGGCGCCUGCUAAGCCCACUCGUCGACAUUAUAAUAACAUCCAUCAUUCUGGACCAUACACAAAUGACAACAACUGCCAAAAAGUAG